UAUACUAUACCAAAAUAGCACUUCCUUAGAAACGGCAAGUGAUUAUGACAACAUUGUCUGCAUGUAAAGAAUCCUAUUGUUGUUGGAUAUAGGCCAUUAACUGUGCAAUUUAAACCUCCCCGGUAGAAAAAUGUCUCUGCACUUCAGUGCCAAUCAGUAUGACAAACCGUUCAAGCCUAAUCUCCUCCAAAACUGGGAGGUACCUAGGCAAUACAGAGAGAAAAUGAUUAUCAAGGGAAUGAGCGACUGUAGACCAAGAGCAUUUGUAGGAUUCACACAGAUUAUUGCAAAUGAUAAAGGUCAUCUGAUGCCAGGGGUGAAAAGGUCAAGGGAGUCACCGUGGGGUACUUUUGUUGGUACAUGGGAUAUGCCUUUGAAGAUUCCAGGAAACACCAUGACAAAUUCCACAGCUCGUACAGAAAAUGCAAUGAUGAGAUUAGAUAGAAUUAAAACAGAUGGAGAUAUAGUACUUAAAGGAAAAUUAAAACAGUGCAAGGUACCCUCGCCUUUACCUGUAAAACAGGACAAAGAAGCAGACAAAAAUCUUCCACCAAAGGCAGCGGUAGCUGAAAUAAAGUUGGGUGGCAGCGGAAAUGGUGUACGUUCUGGUGCCAUGAACCCAGAACCCAUAUCUACAGUCGGGAUUCCUGCCUCACCCGGUAUAAAAACACCCGUAAAACCCUGCACACCAAAUAUUGACUGGCCGAGACCAGCUUCACAAGGAAGUCGUGCAAAAUCUGCAAGUCCAAACUUGGCCCCCCACAAAUCUCCACUUCCUGCAAUUCAACCUAUGGCUCCAGGCACACCGUCCAAAGCAGAGUUUAAAUGGCCCUCACCUCGUGCAGAGCAGGAACCAGUGCCUGCAUAAAAUGUUAUUUGUUAUUGUUGUUGUGUUUAGAUAUUAUGCUCUGUUCAUUGGGACUGGUUCAAAAUCAUGAUUGUUGCAAUGGGUUUGGUAGUAUGCUACAAUAAUGAUUCAAUUUAUAUGUGUUAUGCUAAUAUCAAUUGUUUUAUGAUAAAAUAAAAAAAUUGGAUUACAAAUGGACAAUAUUUGUUCAAUUUCACAUAGCUUAUAUUGAAAAUAGUUCCGCAGUGAGCAAAAAUUCAUAGUUUUGUAAUAACUUUUUAUUAUACAUGUAUUUGACUUUAAAUCAAACCUGAAAUACAGGUACUGGUAAUUUGUGGGUUUUGAAUAUAUAUUUUAUAAAUUAAGCCUUCUUUCAGAGAAAUAUUGCUUUUUACUUGAAAUUUGUUUUCACCUCUUAAACCAGGUUUUAUAAAAUCCGGUACUUGGCAGGCAAGUAAAACUCACCGUGUUAUGCGCAGAGGGAGAUAAGAAUUCCUGAAGUAUAACCCUCCAAUUUUCUAUGCAGGCUGGUGUUCACAUUUUAAUUUGGGUAGACUGAUCCUCUGUUCUUUUGAGGUCUAGAAGUUUUGAAUGCACAGUUUUCACUAGCUGUUUGAUGCUGGAUUUAUAUCAAGAUUGUAAAUGUUUGUCAACUGUAAAUGUUUUAUUUUGUUGCACAUUCGCAGCCAGCUGCAUAUUAGGUUUGUAAUUGCACUUAAAAUCCAUUUUUAUGCCUGUGAUGUCGAAGGUGUGGGAGGUAUAUUAAGUAUUUGAGCUGCCUGUCUGUCUAUCACACCUAUUGGUGUACUCUAUUCCUAGACAAAUAAAAAUUGGCAAACAUCAACAGUAUCAAGAGGACAUGCAUUUAUGGUAUUGUUUGAAGGUUUUUGUCAAACAGUUAUUUUUAGUAUAUAUCCUUUUUUAGGCGAUGUAGUAUUUAUUCUUUAAAGCAUUUUCAGCGGAGGUAUGUGUCAUACAAUGUUGAUACCACUCUUGUUUAUGUAAUUUUGAACACCAUAAUUACAUUCAUAUUUUAACAUUUUCCAACUUUCUUCAUACUGCCACUUUUGAUGUGACAAUGUAACUGCCAGAAUAGGUGCAGCUUGACAGUUUCUCUGUUUCCAUGGAAAAAACGUUUUUCGUAAGCGAACUGUGAUACUUUGUUAUUUGCUACUGUGUUUUAUAUUGCAUUAUCUUAUCUGUUAUAUGCUAAAAGGCUAGCGAAUUUUGUCAGUCAGCAACAUUGCAACUAUUGGUUAUAAUAUAGACAUUUUAUGUAUUUUCCACAUAUUGAAGUGACUGUACAACAAUUAAAAGGAAAUUUAAUGAUAUAUUAGUGAACUUUGUACUGUCUUUAAAAAUACAUCUUAUUUUCAUAAAUUUUAAUACAGACCAGAUAUGUAUCACUAAUUAUGUUUGAACAAUUUACGUUUUCUUUUAUCAUUUUGUUUAUUGGCUUUUUAUGUUAAACGGUUGAUGGUUUGUUAAUACUUUCAUGUGUGCUCAAGAUACUAAGUCAGUUGCAAGAUUGAGAAAUUUUAUUUCAGAAAAUGUUACAUUUUUAUCCAUUUGAAUUUUAUUUCUACAUUGAAACUAAGUUAAUUUUGCUCAAAGAGUCACAAACUGCUGUAUUCCUUAAGACGUUUUAUGAAAUAUAUAAUUUUACUGAUAUACCUAAAAGUUCAGUGAAAGAUUUGUUUUUUUGUGGGUGAUCUUGCUAGUCUUGUGUGGUUAUUUUUACCAUAAUGCAUACUUUUACCAAAGCCACUACUGUAGAAAUUGAAAUACAAAAUGUACCAUCUAUUUAAUGAGACUUAAAUUUUACUGAACAGCUCUUUGUAUUUUUCAAUGUUUUUUUUUUUUUUUUUGUAAAGUUGUAUGGUAAUACAUGUACGUAAUGAAAUUCUGCUUAAAUACUAUCUAGGUAGAACAUGUAAUAAUAAUACCAUUUUUCAUACCUAUAAUUUUUAUUAGCCAUUAAUAGUACAAUUACACACGUGUAAUACAGUAACGUUCUUCUAUUUUCCCCACCCUCUGAAUCAAGAGAAAGUUCAAUAAGGUGUUUUCUGUUUUAAGAGUUAUUUUCAAUAGAAGAACUUAUUCCAGCGGGGUUUUCCCUUUUCCCAUUUAGAGGGGUUUCACAGUAUAGGUCUUACCUAAAUAUUUCAUUAUAUAUGAUCAUUUUGAUUAUGCCUCAAGAAAAUACAGAUUAAAUAUGAGUUCAAUUUAGUCUACUGUUGGAUUAAAAAAUGUAUGUUAAUUUUAGACUGACAAGUGAAAUACUGAAUUAUAUGUGGGAAAUCUCUCAAGGUUUACUGGGAAAUUCACCAGGCUUACUUUCUGGCUACAUUAAAAUACCCUGGGUUUUAGUAGGAACACCCAUUACCAAGUUGUUUUAUUGUACUUCUCUUUACAUUUACUAGUGCACAGGUUUUACAAGGAUCACUUAUGUCAGAAAAUUGCUUGCUCUAAACAUUUAUUACAAGCAUGUGUGCUAUGAUUGUUAUUUCGUAUGUUAAAAUCUUUAGUCUUUAUCAUUCUAAAUCACUGAUGAAAUUUGAAGUUUUCACUUUUAUAUUUACAUGAAAAUGAUUUUGUAUACUACCUAAUUGUUUAUGAUAAUGUGAUAAUAAAAUCUGUAAAAAACA
Mercenaria mercenaria is the source of this 3495-nucleotide messenger RNA. Its product is annotated as protein Flattop homolog. Lineage: Eukaryota; Metazoa; Mollusca; Bivalvia; Venerida; Veneridae. The coding region runs from base 131 to 868 and encodes 245 amino acids. Gene Ontology annotation, biological process: cilium organization. The record is from RefSeq and is a predicted model, not a curated record. The transcript has 6 exons. Gene Ontology annotation, cellular component: ciliary basal body.